Solanum tuberosum (potato) is the source of this 642-nucleotide messenger RNA. Its product is annotated as cytochrome P450 98A2-like. The transcript has a single exon. The record is from RefSeq and is a predicted model, not a curated record. Lineage: Eukaryota; Viridiplantae; Streptophyta; Magnoliopsida; Solanales; Solanaceae. Gene Ontology annotation, molecular function: oxidoreductase activity, acting on paired donors, with incorporation or reduction of molecular oxygen; heme binding; monooxygenase activity. The coding region runs from base 1 to 642 and encodes 213 amino acids.
AUGGUGACAGCUGGAAUGGAUACAGUGGCUAUAACUGUUGAAUGGGCUAUGGCUGAAUUAGUCAAGAACACAAGGGUUCAACAAAAAGCCCAAGAAGAGUUGGACCGGGUUAUCGGGUCGGACCGGGUCAUAACCGAAUCCGAUAUGUCCAAACUCUCCUAUCUACAAAGUGUAGUUAAAGAAUCACUAAGGUUACACCCUCCAACUCCACUAAUGCUCCCUCACUUGGCUAGUGCUAAUGUCAAAAUUGGUGGUUACAACAUUCCUAAGGGUACAAUCGUACAUGUUAAUGUAUGGGCACUUGGACGAGAUCCUAAAGUAUGGAAGGAUCCUUUGCAAUUUAGACCUGAAAGAUUCAUUGAAGAGGAUAUUGACAUGAAGGGGCAUGAUUUUCGACUUUUACCUUUUGGUGCUGGUAGACGUAUUUGUCCUGGUACAAAUCUAGCUAUCAAUAUGGUUACUUCUAUGUUAGCUCACUUGUUACACCAUUUUGAAUGGUCUCCACCUAUUGGAAUUGAGCGCGAUGACAUUGACAUGUUGGAGAGUCCUGGAACUGUUACUUAUAUGCAAACACCUCUACAAGUUGUUCCUACUCCUAGAUUGCCUCUACACUUAUAUGAACGCGGUCCUAUCGUUAUAUAA